CCCCAGGCAGGUGGCGGCGGGGAUGGGCGACUGGAGCAUGCCCAUCGGCUCGCUGGGCGAGGAGGUGGUGGCCCGGCUCUGUGAGCUGCUGGAUAACGCAAGCCGGGGCUGGCGCAAGCUGGCCGAGGUGGCCGGGGUGGAGAAACGCUUCAAGUGCAGCGCAGAGGAGUUGGAGACGUGCUCGCUGAAGGUGCUGGAGCCCCAUGGCAGCCCCACGCAGUGCCUCCUGCAGCUCCUGGCUGAGCGUGACUGCACCCUCAAGUACCUGCUGGGCUGCCUGGAGAGGAUGGGGCACACGCGGGCCUGCCAGGUCCUCAGCAGCGCCGUCCAGGACAUGAUCCGCAUCACGGUGCAGCCGGAGUCGCAGGUGGUGAUGGAGGGGACACGGGUGUCCCUGACCUGCUGGGCAACCGGCCCACCGGGGCUCACGUACCAGUGGUUCUGCGGGAAGAGGGAGGUGCCCGGAGCCACGGCCCCAGAGCUGGUUAUCGACAAGGCCGCCCCGCCAGGCCAGCCCGAGUGGUACAUCUGCCGGGUGAACUGCGGGGCCGCCUUCGCCUUCUCCAGGUGGGCCCACGUCCAGGUGGAGAAGAGCAGCAGCCCUGGCUCAG
This is a messenger RNA of Leptosomus discolor (cuckoo roller), 611 nucleotides long. The record is from RefSeq and is a predicted model, not a curated record. NCBI's taxonomy places the organism in Eukaryota, Metazoa, Chordata, Aves, Leptosomiformes, Leptosomidae.